CAAGUACGUGGAGAUUGGAGAACUUUUAUAUACAUGACUUCACUAAAAUAUGGCUCUAUUUGAACUAAAAUUUCUACUUUUUUAUGCAAGAUAACAACACGAAAUGUCCUUAUUCACAGACUUCUCUAUCAUACUUAUCUCUCAAGCCUUUUUCUUUGGUUUUGGAUGGUUAUUUUUCAUGCGCUGGCUCUUCAAAGACUAUGAAGUGAGGAACCUUGUAGUCCAAUUUGUGUUUGCUAUCACGUUCAGUUUAUCCUGUACGAUGUUCGAACUGAUUAUAUUCGAAAUUUUGGGCAUCUUAGAACCAAGAUCUAGGUUCAUCCAUUGGAAACUUGGACUAUAUUCAAUGCUUUUUACCUUAAUUUUUCUUCUGCCCUUCUAUAUAUCAUUUUUCAUUGUGAAGACCUUACGCUUUGCUCAUCAUCGGAAAACUGUGAUAUGGCUAUCAACUCUCAUAUGGCUUUGUUUCUUGUACAUAUUUUGGAAGUUAGGGAACCCAUUUCCGAUACUCAAUCCAAAACAUGGCAUCCUAUCUAUCGAACAGGGUAUUAGUAGAGUCGGCGUCAUCGGGGUAACACUUAUGGCCAUCCUGUCUGGGUUUGGUGCAGUUAAUUGCCCAUAUACUUAUAUGGCGUAUUUUAUGCGACAUGUGACCGACGCAGACAUCCAAGCUAUCGAGAGAAAGUUGACGCAAACUAUGGAUAUUAUUGUUAGCAAGAAGAAAAGAAUUGCCUUUGCCAAACGACAAAGUCAGAGGUUUGCUGCAAAAGACUCAAAAAUGUCAGGUAAGCAAGCUCAAUAGUGCACCCCACUGCAACUCUUGGGCAGUCUUACAUGCACCCUACUUUAUUACUCUCUCCCCCCCUGUCUAAUGCCGGACAAUUGCACUUUCAAGAGGAGAGUGCUACCACUCAUAGGGUUAAUAUGAUUUCAUUCAUCUAGCAAUCUGGGGAGUGUUCAGCAGUGUCACAGGUGGUGGUAGUGAAAAUACUGGAAACCUUCAAAUAGAAGUGGAAACACUGGAGGAACUGAGCCGUCAACUUUUCCUUGAAGCUGUAGACUUACAAAACACCCGGGCAAGGAUGCAUUUCUCCAAGACCAUACAAGGCAGGUACUUUGACUUUGUUGGCCAUAUUUUUUCUGGUUAUUGUGUAUGGAAAAUAUUCAUAUCAACCGUGAACAUUAUAUUUGACCGUGUCGGCAAGGUUGACCCUGUCACUCGUGGACUCCAAAUAACGGUGAAGUAUAUCGGCUUGCAAAUGGACGUUAUGUUUUGGUCACAACAAUUCUCGUUUCUGUUAAUUGGUAUCCUGAUUGUAACAUCAAUACGUGGACUACUAAUAACUAUGACAAAAUUCUUCAACUCGAUGGCCAGUGCAAAGUCUUCAAAUAUAAUCGUACUGACACUUGCGGAGAUCAUGGGGAUGUAUUUUGUAUCGUCGGUGUUGCUAAUGCGUAUGAACAUGCCAGAAAAGUAUCGCUUGAUUAUAACGCAGGUUUUGGGAGACUUGCAGUUCAAUUUCUACCACCGAUGGUUUGAUCUGAUCUUCCUCAUUAGUGCAUUAUCAAGUAUAGGUUUUCUGUACUUGGCACAUAACCAAGCUCCUGAGAAACAUAUGUAUGACAAAUUUGACAACUAUAAUUAGUUAAAAUACAGAGUAGAUAGGCCAGGCCAAAAAGAUUCAAAGUUUUGUGAUCUGAAAAAUUAUGUACUUUUGUGGUUGAUAAAUGUGAUUAUAACAGGCUUCUAGAUUUUUUAGUAUCCUGAUAUCCAGAGGAUACUGUAUAAUUUUAAUUCUAAAUGUAGGAUAUUUUAAGCUUGUUUACACUUUUGCUGUGAUUUCUAGUGCGAUUUUCUUCUUCUCAUGCUUGUAAACGUGUAGAUGAGUUACGAAUGUUCUGAGGAAAAAAAAAAUAUGUGGGUUUCCCGACCCUACCUAGCUUUUGGACGUCGAAAUCCCGACUCUUAACUUUUUUAUUGGAUCAUGCGUGUAAGUGUUUCCACUUAGAGGAAAAAGUUUGUGGAAAAUUGAAAUUUGAGGCAAUAUUAGUGAAAUUUAUCUUUGGAUGUGGAAGCACUGACUAAACAAAACGGCAUCCGGUUGUUAGGAAAAUUUUAAAAAAAGUUUAAAAAAAAAGUUAAAACCGACCUACCCUACCUAAGUUUUUAUAAGAAGAAACCGGAAACCCACAUAUUUUUUUUUUGGCCUGAGUAUGUGUCACCCUCAUCUGAACAUUCAUAACUCUUCCAAUUGUUCACAUCCGUCAGAAGAAGAAAAUCACACUAGAUGUCUCUAGUAAACAGGCCUUAAUGUUUUGAAUUUCGCAUUCUAGUGAAUAAUGUUAAAAAAGUUUGAUAUUGUUUCUGAAGCACAUUGCACUCUUACAUAACAUAGUAGAUCAGUUUAUUUAGUUCUGUUAAUGUAGCUCUACAAUAAAUAAUAUAUUUCAUUUAGUUAGGAUAAUGCUUAAACUAUGAACUUCAAUUAUAAAGCUACCAGAUUGAUAAAUGCUAGUAUUCAAUUACUACUUUUUGGCAACGCCGCAAUUUGAAGUUCCGCAACUUCGUCCAAGUCCCAUCGCUCAUCCGCUAUUUCCGCAUUCCGCAAAUGGGCGUUUUGACUCGAGAGAGACUGGGUGCGAGACAGCGCCCACUGUGUGGCAGCGGUUCAACGCAAUAAUGGUGGAAAUUUUAAAACUCCGAGAAGGAAAUUUUGUCUUUUAAAAAAAUACUUGAAAAUUCUUUAAUUUUUUACCAUAAAUCGUUGUUUAAAGAUGAAUUUUGGCAACGAAAAGUACUGGAAAUGACAUUAGGUGAGUUUUUAAGUUCAUAGUUUGGUUAGAAAAGCGCUUAAAUUAGUUAAAUACCGCGUAUCUAAAGGUGUUUUAUUUGCGACUUCGAAAUGACACGUGCGAAAUUUCAAUAGCAGCGAACUUUUUAAAGUUUUCUUUGUUUAAAAUUGUUUAAUUAAGUGUAAAAAGGAGUAAGCUUGGUGUGUGAUACUUACAAACAAAAAAUGUUUUUCAAAAAGUGGAAAAUUUAUUCAAAAAAAAGAAAAAUAUAUUCGACCACCUGAAGUGAUAUAAAAUUUGUCGAUGAUGGACAGAUUGAGCCCAUUAGUAAAGAUUGCUCUUUAUAUUCAAUCAACAAUGCCUCAAACAUGUUCAUGUCUGGCACUCAGGUAGGCUUAGCCUUUGUGCCCACAAAAAAAACUAGUCUUGGGCCAGUAUUAUCUUUUUGUAUUCAUGGCUCAUUCCAGAAAACAUCCUCAAGGCCCAUUUCCACUCAAGAAAAUUUUCCACAGACAAAAAAUUUGGAAAAUCAAUCCCAUUUUACAAAUUUUUCUUUCUGCAGAAAAUUUUCCUGAGUGGAAAUGGGCCUUUCGAUGGAUAGGAAAAUUUUCAACCUUUAACAAUGAUAUUUUUGGAAGAGUGGGUGGAAAUGGGCCUUUACCUCCCCCACAGAGGAAAUUGGUAGAUUAAACCCCCCUACCCCCUUUGGACAUUCUAAUACAUUUACUAUUAUCAGAAACUAAUUUUUCUCCCCUCCCCCUCCAGACAGGAGAAAUUUCCUUUAUGGGAGGAGCGUGGAUCUUUUCUGGAAUGACCCAUAUUUCAACUGGAUGGCUAUAACAACAUACUGGUGGGGGGUUCUGCAUACAUACUGGGGGUUUCCAAUCUUGAUUGGUUGAUUUUGAAAAACUUCUCAUGCUAUUUGAUGCAUAACAUCUGCAUCUAUGCAUCGGUAG
Molecule: messenger RNA, 3749 nt
Organism: Paramuricea clavata
Lineage: Eukaryota; Metazoa; Cnidaria; Anthozoa; Malacalcyonacea; Plexauridae
Source: the annotation of a GenBank genome assembly